GCCAACAGGGAGAGACCAACCUAAUUGCUUCAGAAGCAUUCUACAUACUUUCUAACUGUAGUGCGGCUUUUAAUAACUAUGUGGAAACUGGUUGUGUUUGUUGUGUGUCUGCUGGCGAAGGAAGUUGAGCCCAUGGAGGACCCAGUGUACGGUGUCAAGCUCUGCGGUCGCGAGUUCAUUCGGGCGGUCAUUUUCACCUGCGGAGGCUCUCGGUGGAGACGGUCACUCGGGACUUCAGCGGAAGACCUUUUAAGUUCCCAUCAGGAGGAGUCCUCAGAGGAGUUGAGCCACAGUUCAGUGAUGGACUCUAUACUCCACAGAAACAGGGAUCUGGAUUUCAUAUCAAGGGAAAACCACGACAGAGUCUUUAGCCGGCCGACGCGUUCUUUUAUCACUGAAGAGAUUCUAGAAGCGCUGCGGAAGGCGGACCGCAAGGGCCGGGAUGUGGUGGUGGGUCUCUCCAACGCCUGCUGCAAGUGGGGCUGCAGCAAGAGCGAGAUCAGCUCCCUUUGCUGAGAACUGUGAGAUUAUUAUCAAACACAAAUAUAUGCACUUAACGUUCAUUAUGAGCUAUUUGGUCAUUUUACAUCAUGCAAAAAGUGAUUUUAUUUGUCAAAAUAUGAACUAUUAAGUAUAUGUCAAAAUGAUGUCAAAUAUUUGUUAACAUAACUGCUGUAUGUCACCUGGUCUUCAAACUCACUUAAUAAAUACUUUCUUCCUGUUAAUAGUUGGUUUGAUGAUUAUGUUUGAUGACUUUGGCAUUGACUGAUCAAGCCAGAGAAGGUUGGGUUAAAUAUUUUAAAGCUUUUUGAAGACAUUAUUUUCAUUCACAUCAUUAAUUACGCUACGCCGGAUAGUCGAACCUUGGAUUCAGGAGGAACAGUGUGGUUUUCGUCCUGGUCGUGGAAUUGUGGACCAGCUCUAUACUCUCGGCAGGGUCCUUGAGGGUG
Molecule: messenger RNA, 950 nt
Organism: Nerophis lumbriciformis (worm pipefish)
Lineage: Eukaryota; Metazoa; Chordata; Actinopteri; Syngnathiformes; Syngnathidae
Product: relaxin-3-like
Cellular component (GO): extracellular region
Molecular function (GO): G protein-coupled receptor binding; hormone activity
Source: RefSeq, a predicted model, not a curated record